Molecule: messenger RNA, 5593 nt
Organism: Sorex araneus (European shrew)
Lineage: Eukaryota; Metazoa; Chordata; Mammalia; Eulipotyphla; Soricidae
Gene: GFM2
Product: GTP dependent ribosome recycling factor mitochondrial 2
Exons: 21
Coding region: 106-2457 (783 amino acids)
Biological process (GO): ribosome disassembly; mitochondrial translation
Cellular component (GO): mitochondrion
Molecular function (GO): GTPase activity; GTP binding; translation elongation factor activity
Source: RefSeq, a predicted model, not a curated record
CGAGGCUCGGGGACGUCUCUGCAGACUUGAGGUACGGCCUGCACCGCGCAGCCCCCGCGCGCCCAGGUCCCCGCUCUUUGCGGAACAGUCGCCUACCUUUUUUGCAUGCAGAGACUCACAGUUCAGAAGGCCAAGAUGUUCAACUCAAGGGUACUUGCCGUGAAUCAUAAGAAAAUAUCCAGUAUGCACAUUAAUAAUAUGUGUUUCUCUAAAAUAAAAGCAAGUUUAAAAAGAUUGAAACUACGUGUGCCUCUUGAAAGAAAUUACAGUUCCCUACCAGGAAAUGAUACCAAAUCACUUCACUCUAUCAUCAGUCCUCCUAUAGAUAAAAUUCGUAAUAUUGGAAUCAUGGCUCAUAUUGAUGCAGGCAAAACUACCACCACAGAAAGAAUUUUGUACUAUUCUGGAUACACAAGAUCACUGGGAGAUGUUGACGAUGGAGACACAGUAACAGAUUUCAUGGCUCAAGAAAGAGAAAGAGGCAUUACAAUUCAAUCAGCGGCUGUUACAUUUGAUUGGAAGGGGCAUAGAGUCAAUUUAAUUGAUACACCAGGUCAUGUGGACUUUACCUUGGAAGUUGAACGUUGCCUGAGAGUGUUAGAUGGUGCAGUGGCUGUAUUUGAUGCCUCUGCUGGUGUAGAGGCACAAACUCUCACUGUAUGGAGACAAGCUGAUAAACACAAGAUACCUCGAAUUUGUUUUUUAAACAAGAUGGAUAAAGCUGGAGCAAGUUUUAACUAUGCAGUUGAAAGCAUCAGAGAGAAGUUGAAAGCCAAACCUUUGCUUUUACAGUUGCCAAUUGGUGAAGCCAAAACUUUCAAAGGAGUGGUAGAUGUAAUAAAUAAAGAAAAACUAAUUUGGAAUCCCAAUUCAGCUGAUGGAAAAGACUUUGAGAGAAAACCUCUCUUGGCACAAAAUGAUCCUAAAUUGCUGAAGGAGACAACUGAAGCAAGGAAUGCCUUAAUUGAACAAGUUGCAGAUUUGGAUGAUGAAUUUGCUGACUUAGUUCUAGGAGAGUUUAGUGAAAAUUUUGAUUUGCUACCAGCUGAAAAGCUGCGGACUGCGAUACACAGAGUAACUCUGGCUCAGACAGCAGUGCCUGUGCUGUGUGGAAGUGCCCUGAAGAACAAAGGUAUUCAACCUUUGUUAGAUGCUAUUACUGUAUAUUUGCCUUCACCUGGAGAGCGCAACUAUGACUUUCUGCAGUGGUAUAAGGGCGACUUAUGUGCUUUGGCAUUUAAAGUUCUCCAUGAUAAACAGCGAGGACCACUGGUGUUUAUGAGAAUUUACUCAGGCACAAUAAAACCCCAGUCGGCUGUUCAUAAUAUUAAUGGAAACUGCACGGAGAGAAUAAGUCGCCUGCUUUUGCCAUUCGCUGACCAACAUAUAGAAAUCCCGUCACUGACUGCUGGUAACAUUGCUUUGACUGUUGGACUUAAACACACUGCCACUGGAGACACCAUUGUUUCAUCCAAGUCCAGUGCAUUAGCUGCAGCUCGGCGAGCCGAAAGAGUUGGAGAGAAGAAGCAUAGACAAAGCAGUGAAGUGGAGAGACUGGUACUGGCGGGAGUGGAGAUUCCAGAGCCUGUUUUCUUCUGUACCAUAGAACCCCCUUCAGUGGCUAAGCAGCCAGAUUUGGAUCAUGCGUUGAAAUGCCUUCAGCGUGAAGACCCCAGUUUAAAAGUGAGACAGGAUCCUGACUCUGGACAGACUGUCCUUUGUGGAAUGGGAGAGUUACAUAUCGAGAUUAUUCAUGACCGAAUCAAGAGGGAAUAUGGACUGGAAACCUAUCUAGGACCUCUCCAGGUGGCAUACCGAGAGACCAUCUUAAAUUCAGUUUGUGCCACAGAUACAUUAGAUAGAACUUUGGGAGACAAACGGCAUCUUGUGACUGUAGAACUGGAAGCAAAGCCAGCUGAAACCCCAUCUGCUGUGCCAGUUAUUGAGUAUGCUGAGAGUGUCAGUGAAGACCUUCUGAAGGCUUGCCAAGAGGCCAUUGAAAAUGGAAUUCACAGCGCCUGCCUCCAAGGACCAUUGCUUGGAUCCCCAGUUCAAGAUACAGGAAUUACUUUACAUUCUCUGACCAUUCAUCCUGGUACCUCCACCACUAUGAUUUCUGCCUGUGUCUCAAGAUGUGUACAGAAGGCUCUGAAAAAGGCUGAUAAACAAGUUUUAGAGCCCUUGAUGAAGCUAGAGGUUACAGUAGCUGGAGAUUAUCUCAGCCCUGUCCUGGCAGAUCUGGCACAAAGAAGAGGGAACAUUCAGGAGAUCCAGACACGUCAAGACAACAAAGUUGUGACUGGGUUUGUUCCCUUGGCAGAAAUUAUGGGUUAUUCAACUGUGCUCCGAACACUAACCUCAGGCUCAGCUACUUUUGCCUUAGAACUGUCUAAUUAUCAAGCCAUGAACCCUCAAGAGCAAAGGGCACUGCUCAACCAGAGAAGUGGCUUGAGCUAAAAUCUCAAGUCCUUGAGAAUGAAGAGAAAUUCAAGAGUACCUGCGUAUUUCAUUUUGAGUAAGAACAUUUUUUAUUGCUUUACUGAUUAUCGAAGAUACUACUAUUUGUUUAUCCAAAGGACUACAUAAAAAAAAAUAUAACUUGAACACAGACAAUGGCACUGGGACUUUUUGUUCUAUUUUUAUAUAGCAGCAUUAAAAAUUACUGUAUCUGAAUUAUAUUGUUUCUAUGGAAUAUGGAAGAAGUGGUUAAGAGAACAAAGGAUCUCCGACUCUGGGCACAUCUUUUCGAUUCCACCGUUCUUCCUGAACUAACAUAUGCCUCAGAGACCUGGGCCCUACGCAAACAGGAUGAGAACGUUAUUUGGAUAUCCCAAAGAGGAAUCGAAAGAGCUAUGCUAGGAGUAUCAUGUCUCACUCAAGUGAGAAAAGGAAUUCGGAGUUCUGACCUCCGUCAACGGUCAAGAAUCAGGGAUGCUGUCUCGUUUGCCAAGGCAUCGAAAAUCAGAUGGGUCGGUCAUGUAAUGCGAUUCAAAGACAACCGCUGGACUAGAGCUGUUACCGACUGUAUUCCACGGGACGUCAGAAAAUCUUGUGGCCGCCCACCAACUAGAUGGUCAGAUUUCUUCAUCAAAUCCCUGAAUGAACGAUUUGAGGCUCCGCCUGUUCCUGGAGUGGGCAGAUAUCAUUGGGCUGCACUGUGCGACAGGGACAAAUGGAGACAUUACUGGCUCCCGCUCGAGUAAAUCGAAGAUCAACGGGUCAGCAAGUGAUACAGGUGAUACAAGUGAUGGAAUUGGUACUACUAGUAAUAAAAAUUUAGCCCUCAACAUGAUAUCAGAAGGUUGUUGUUUCUUUUAAUGAAUCUCUCAAAACAGGAUGCUAAGAAUGCUUAUGAAAUAGACAAAUAUUUAAACUUUCAAUAAGUGUUUAUUCCAAAGAACAUAAUUGCAAAUAAAGUUGUUUAUAGUAGAGAUUGCUACUGGUAUUUUUCCCCUUCUAUUUUUCCUUUUCAAUUUUUUUUUUCUUUUUUGGGCUGUACCCAGUGAUGCUCGGGAUUACUCCUGGCUUUGUACUCAGAAUUAUUUCUGGUGGUGCUCAGGAGACUAUAUGAGAUCACACCUGGGUCAGCUACAUGCAAGACAAGCGCUACCCACUGGCCCCCAGUUUCUCUCUGUUUUUACUCUUUGAACUGAUGGUCACAGUAUCCAACAGAAACAGGUUGUGCAGUGAUUCCACGUCUGGAAAAAUUGAAAGAAACCAGUGUGAAUUAAAAAUGUUUUAGAUUAAUAAAACUCAUCUCCAUGUUAAUCAUUAAGAAUCACUGAGUCAUAGCAUUAAUCUGAAGAGAUUCAGGAAGAAUUCAAAAGAUCUAUUGUAUUAAAAUCCUAUUUUGUAGAAAAAUUUUUGUACAGAGAAACAGAUAUAACUUAUCCACAAAAUAAAAGAUUGCUCUUGAUUUCUCUUAUUUAAAUCACUACUUGGAUGUACUUUAUGCAAAACCCCAAAUGUCUAAGAAGCUUGCCUAUACUAAAGGAGGAGAUUAAAAAUAAUGUGCAGUUUUACAGUGUCUGAGCUUGAAAGAGACAUAUUUGUCCUACCUGACCAUUCUGCAGCGGUGAAUGGUCAGUCUCUUAGAAGCAUCAAGUAGAUCACGGACCUCUUUUUGACUCCAGAGUCUUUCACCAACUGCACUUGCCCGAGGCCUAAAAUUAAAACCACACAUUCCUAAAGAAGUUUGACUUCAUGUUUUCUAGGGACUGGUCUAAGUCCCACUAAAAAUUUGCCCAAAGCAAAUUUUAGUGCUCUCCUACUUGGAUAGAAAAAGAAAGAUACAUAUACCAUAAUGUCGGUGUGAGGUUAGUUCCAUCCACAUAUUCUCCCCACAGACAGGCUUCUCCGCCAAUGACCAGCUGUUUCUGUGUCUGAGAACCUACAUAAAAAUCAGUAAAUUGAUGUCAGUUAAGAAGCAGCAACUCAAGAUGACAUAUACAGAGGCAACAGGAAUUGCUUCUGCUGCCAACCCAAGUCAGGAUUUCUCACCCAAAGUCAGCAGGAAGGACCUGAGCGAUGAUGUUCACGGCUGAGCACAAUAAAAGGAGCAUGAAAUUUUUCCCCACCCCCAAGCCCAUGGAUCACACAGUGCUUAGUAGCAAAUGUUGACUAAGGGGCAGGCAUUACAAGUCUGUAGAUGAAAUUUAUCACAGGUACCCCAAACAUCACUCCUCCACGUGUUCCUCCCACCUGACAUCCCUUUCCCUCCAGUAACCAGCAUGGGUUUCAGUGAGUCUAGCACUUAGUUCUGUUAUGUUUUGCCAGUUGGUUGGCUUUAGAUACUUAUAAACCACAUAUGGUGAAACCCUGUGAUAAUGGCCUUUCACUUCCUUCCUUCUUUCAAUUAGCAGAAUUGCCUCAUUCCAUCUAUUUUAUCCCAGAUGGUACAAUGUUAUCUUUUCUUCAGCAGAAUAGUAUUCCACCGAGUAUAUGCAUCUCCGUCUUCUCUAUCCAGUCACUGUCAUUGGCCAUUGGGGUUGAGUUCAUGCUUCGGUUAUUGUGAAUACUUUAUGCAGUGGACAAAGGGGUGCAAGUACCUGCUUAUUCCAGCCUUAUGAACCAUCUCUAGCUCUUUUUACCAGCAUGUUCUUUUUCUCUGAGUGAGCCUACCCAGGUGUUUAUUAACCAGCCAGCAUCUGGAUGAUAUGUACAUUUGUACUGCCUAAGUCAGACGAACAGCUCUUCUUGUCACUGUUGUUCUGCAUGCUCUUUUUAUUUCUGUUUCAUUUAUUUCUGCUCAGCUUUUCAUUAUUUGUUUUAGAAACCCUGACAUUUGGUUCUGUUUAUUCCUUGUUUUUCUAGCUGCUUCAGGUUUAUGGUUAGUUGAUGAAUUUGAGAAUUUUCUGGCUUAUUUAUCUGGGCCAGUAUUGUGUAGGCUGCAUGCUACCUACUCUGCUAUCUCUCCAGCCCAUGAAUUUUCAUCUUACUGCUGUUUUUAAUAUAUCCCUUAAGGUGUGAUUUAUCGUGUUUUAGUUUUCAUUUUUUCUAAUUUUUUUCUUUUGAUUUCUUGACUCAAGAGUUACUCAGAAGCGUAUUGUUCGGUGUCUAUGUGGUAGAAAAUUUACCCGUCAUCUUUUUAUUG